CUUAUGCAUAAUCCUGAUCAAUUAUUUUUUUGGUUUAUUAGUCCAAAGUUCAACAGUUAAUUUUCUGAUAUAUGUACUAAGGUUCAUCAGUCUCCUCUUAUUCUCUUUAUUACUCAUAAAUUCUAUAGAUAGUAGGUUGUAUUUAAAACAACAUAAUAAAGGCAGUAUCCAAUAAUUAUAUCUUUUACUUGUAAACUGAACACAAAAUGUCAACUUUUUUUAUGAUGAAAAGAUGUUUGUCAACUAGUUCAAUGAUGAGUGCAAUUCAAAAUGUUACAGUUAUUGGUGGAGGGCUAAUGGGAUCUGGAAUAGCUCAAGUAGCUGCGCAGAGUGGUCAAAAUGUAACGCUGGUUGAGGUUAAUGCAGAAAUCUUGAAAAAGUCCGAAUCUAGUAUUGCAAACAAUGUGGCCAGAGUUGCAAAAAAGAUGUAUAAGGAUGAUGAGACUGCAGCAAAAAAAUUUGUUGAAGACACCAAAGCCCGCAUCAAAGGUUCUACGAGCGCUGUCGAUUCUGUUAAAGACUGUGAUUUAGUUGUUGAGGCAAUUGUAGAAAAACUGGAAAUUAAGCAUUCUCUCUUCAAAAGUUUAGAUGCUGUGGCACCCAAGAAAACAAUUUUUGCAUCAAAUACCAGCUCAUUAUCUAUUGGAGACAUUGCUUCCGUAACGAAUAGAAAGGAUAAAUUUCUAGGUUUGCAUUUUUUCAAUCCCGUACCUGUGAUGAAGCUGCUUGAAGUUGUUAGAAUCCCGGACACUUCGGAAGAAACAUAUCAAGCGGCAAUGACAUGGGGCAAAGCUAUCGGUAAAACUUGUAUCACAUGUAAGGAUACUCCCGGAUUUGUAGUCAACAGAUUACUGGUGCCUUAUAUAGCAGAAGCAAUACGAAUGAUGGAGAGAGGGGAUGCCUCACCACAUGAUAUCGAUAUUGCCAUGAAGCUAGGGGCAGGGUAUCCAAUGGGUCCAAUAGAAUUAGCUGACUAUGUUGGUCACGAUACCACAUUAUCCAUUAUCAACGGGUGGCACAAGAAAUUCCCAGAUAAUCCUCUUUUCCAACCCUGCGAUUCUCUGCAAAAGUUGGUGCAAGAUGGAAAACUUGGAAUGAAAACUGGAGAAGGAUACUACAAAUAUAAUAAGUAACGAUAGUAACUUACGACAGCUUUUAUUUUUCCACAAAUAGAUUUCUAUUUUUCCACAUAGUUUCUUCAGGAUUAUAUGGGUAAAACAUAUGAAUACUUGUUGUAACGGAAUUUCAUCCACACUCUUUUAUUAGUAUUUUUUGCAGUUUUGUCUUAUUUACAGAUUCGAUGUCAGGUUCUUGGAUUUCAUUUUGAAAAUUCAUUUUAACUCGCAACAUUUUUACAGCUUGAAAUAUUGGUUACGACAAUUUUCCAAUGAAGUGAUAGAUAAGAAAAAAUGGUCGAAAUAUUAUAAAAUAUGGAAGAGGAUUCUUCA
Leptinotarsa decemlineata (Colorado potato beetle) is the source of this 1448-nucleotide messenger RNA. RefSeq names its product hydroxyacyl-coenzyme A dehydrogenase, mitochondrial. The record is from RefSeq and is a predicted model, not a curated record. Gene Ontology annotation, molecular function: NAD+ binding; (3S)-3-hydroxyacyl-CoA dehydrogenase (NAD+) activity. Gene Ontology annotation, cellular component: mitochondrion. NCBI's taxonomy places the organism in Eukaryota, Metazoa, Arthropoda, Insecta, Coleoptera, Chrysomelidae. Gene Ontology annotation, biological process: fatty acid beta-oxidation.